Messenger RNA from Physeter macrocephalus (sperm whale), 936 nucleotides. It is a transcript of the gene RTL4, whose product is annotated as retrotransposon Gag like 4. The record is from RefSeq and is a predicted model, not a curated record. Gene Ontology annotation, molecular function: nucleic acid binding; zinc ion binding. Bases 1 to 936 code for a protein of 311 amino acids. NCBI's taxonomy places the organism in Eukaryota, Metazoa, Chordata, Mammalia, Artiodactyla, Physeteridae. The transcript is spliced from 3 exons.
AUGGCUUUAUUGCAUGAUAUUUGUAUGGAUGGCUUUUCUCACAAGGACCACCAUCAUCGGAAAUCUGCCAGCCAACUUGUGCAGGUUCCUGGCGUCCACUCCAGACUUACUGAAUCAGAAUUGCUAGAGAUUGGGACCAACUUCUCAAUCUCACCUCUUCAUCUUGCCUGUGAUGUCUUAAUCAUGUCCAUGGCAACCAAAUGUGACCUCAGACACAGACUGGAAAGCCAGAAAAAAUGGAUUAACUACCACCACAACAAUCGGAUCCUCACAGCACUGCAGGCUAUGAUUGGAGCACUGAGGGUCAAGUCCAACCAAAGAUACAGUAGAGAAUUACACAGAAUCACCACCUACCAGAGUGCUCUGUUGAAGCAAUAUGAGAACUUUGUUCUUGAGUUACAGCAGUCAUUUGGUGAGCCCACAAAACAGGAAAUGAACCCCUUGGUGAAUGCUAAGGUUGACAAAAGGGACAACUUCUCUCAGCAGGAUGCCACUACUUUCCAACUCCUUGCUCAAAAUCAGAGAUAUAAUGAAACCAAUCAGAGUGAUCACUUCCAAGAGGAGCUAGCUGACUCCAUUCAGGCUGAAGUAAGUGGCACAGAUCUGAUGGACAAUCUCCCAGACCUUAUCACUCAGUGUAUUCAGUUGGAUAAGCAACGUAGUGACAGGCCAGAGCUCCUGCAGUCAGAGGCCCAGAUCCCAGUGUUGGCUUCCCUGAUCCACCACCAAGCCCUCUCCAACCCCACAGGUCCACCACCCAAGGAAGACCCUAUACAGCUUCGAGGAAGCCAGCCGCCUCUCACUCCAGCCAAACGAGCCCGCCAGCAAGAAACUCAGUCAUGCCUCUACUGCAGCCAGGCUGGUCACUUCACAAGAGAUUGCCUUGCCAAACGUUCUCGAGCCCCAGCAAGGAUAAAUAACCCAGCUCACCAGUAA